AUGGAGAAUUUCCCGACUGAGAUUGCAGUUGAGAUCGCCGCCCGCCUCGCCGAGUCUUCAGACUUUGCGGCGGCUGAGGAUUUGUACUACGACUACGGCUUCUGCCAGAACCUCAUCAUCAAUCUGUCCAAGGUCGGCAACCCGGUGGCGUGCUUCUUUGCGGGGAAGCGCGUGGUCUUGGUGGAGGUGCGCGGCGAUCUCCGGCCUAGCCUCGACAUGCUUGAGUGCGCCGCCAAGGCCGGGCAUCAAGUCGCCAUGCACAUCCUCGCCGUGUACAAGUACAGGCCCAACAGCAGCACCGAAGAAGAUGCCAGUGCCAUGGAGCUGUUCAGGAAGAUCGAGGGCGACGACGAAGGGGCGGGAGCACCAGCGACAUGGGCGAACAUGAAAAGGGAAUGUGGUCCCCUAAAUGGCUUGAAGGCAAUCUCCAAGAGAAUCAAGGCGGGCAAUCAAAAGAUGAAAGUUGACUUCUCCAGACUUGGAGGACCGGUAGGUGAUAACUACCGCUCAUUCAUUGAUGAAAUAGUAAUGUUUACAAGGAAAAGGGCGCCACUCAUUGGAGUGAAAUCGUGGAAACAUGUCCAUGAAGUUGUAGAAGAGUCAAUAGCAUCUGAUAUAUUGGCUAGGUGGGACAUUGAGGAUAAUGAUCAUUCAAGGAGAAUCAUAUGGGACAUUGCUAAGGAGCGUUACAAAGGAUGGCGUUCAACUUUCAGUGCUACGGCCAAGGCAUACAACAGCUACCACCAGAGAAUGCUACAUAAGCCUAAAGAAUUAGAUAUUGUUGAAUGGCACUAUAUGUUGAAGUAUUUUACGACUGCAAAAUUCCAGAGCAUACAAAAUUCUGGGAUUCGAGCCCAACAAAGGACCAGACAUUUGUCAGGCUCUAAGCCUUAUGCUCAGCGCAGCUAUGAGAAGAGACCCAGAAACUGGUGAUGAGCACAACGAUAUGGAACUUUGGUUUAUAACUCACACAAAGGAUGGGCACUGGAAAGACCAAGAAUCUAGGGAUGUCUACGUGAGUUCUCACUGAAUUUGUACAUACAUUACUAUAUAUAGUCCAUGCAAAUAUAGAAUGCAUGCAAUUUCUUGUUCAAAUAACUCCUCCAUCUG
This is a messenger RNA of Panicum virgatum (switchgrass), 1110 nucleotides long. RefSeq lists its product as uncharacterized. The transcript is spliced from 6 exons. Lineage: Eukaryota; Viridiplantae; Streptophyta; Magnoliopsida; Poales; Poaceae. The coding region runs from base 1 to 933 and encodes 310 amino acids. The record is from RefSeq and is a predicted model, not a curated record.